This is a messenger RNA of Cladophialophora carrionii CBS 160.54, 312 nucleotides long. RefSeq lists its product as uncharacterized. The transcript has 2 exons. NCBI's taxonomy places the organism in Eukaryota, Fungi, Ascomycota, Eurotiomycetes, Chaetothyriales, Herpotrichiellaceae. Bases 1 to 312 code for a protein of 103 amino acids. The record is from RefSeq and is a predicted model, not a curated record. Gene Ontology annotation, molecular function: protein heterodimerization activity.
AUGAAGGCACAUUCGAAGUCGUACCCUCGAGCGAAGCUGAGGAAGAUAGUCAAAGCUCAUUCCAGAAAACGCGUCGGCAAGACCGUUGAUGCUCUCGUCUUCCUCAACUUCGUUCUGUUUAUCGAGGAGCGACGUUACGGAGGUUCAAAGGAUGAGCUCGAGCUAUACAGCGUGGGAAGUGCAGUGCGGAACGAACGCGUCCACAAGGAGACGCGCAUGGCGCUUCCAGCUUUAAGAGGCACGGGCAAUCCUCAUCAGACGCUUCUCGCCCAGCAAUGCGACGGUCGACCCAGAGCAGGAGCUGCUAUCUAG